Molecule: messenger RNA, 1393 nt
Organism: Anopheles cruzii
Lineage: Eukaryota; Metazoa; Arthropoda; Insecta; Diptera; Culicidae
Gene: Capa
Product: cardio acceleratory peptide 2b
Exons: 3
Coding region: 364-837 (157 amino acids)
Biological process (GO): neuropeptide signaling pathway
Molecular function (GO): neuropeptide hormone activity
Source: RefSeq, a predicted model, not a curated record
UCCGGAACCCUCCAAAGCAGCGCAGUCCCGCAGUCAAAGCUCCCCGCAGGUGAUGGUUUUGGACCGAUGAUAGUAGCCGCAGAGAUCGCAGCGCAGGUCAUCAUUCAACUCAGCGGCCAGGUCCUCCAGGAGUGCGUGUGUCAGUGAGUGCGUGUGCGGUGAGCGAGAAAGCCUGUGGCUGUGGUACCGCCAGCAGAGUCUGGACCAGGAAAAAACCCGGAACCCGCUUGGACCCGGUUCUUCGCCCCAAGUGUGCCGCGAUCUGAGCUGACCCAGAGUGACCCAGAGUAGUUGGUCUUCCAGAUCUCCCACAGGGUGCUGCCACCAACACCCACAAAGGGUGCUCGGUCUGCCUGCCGGACGAUGCCGGCCUUCGUUUCCGUUGCGCUGGUCCUGCUGGCGGUGCACUUCUGUCGGGCGGAAGUCGAGUUCGAUGGUAGCGUACGCAGCAAGCGCGGCCCGACCGUUGGGCUGUUUGCGUUUCCUCGCGUCGGUCGCAGUGAUCCGGACGUGGGCUUCGAUUGGGAUGCAUCCGGCCCGGUCGACGUGUCGGGCGACGACUACGACGACUAUCCGCUGAAAGAGAUCAAGCGACAAGGGCUGGUGCCGUUCCCGCGGGUGGGUCGCGCCGGCAAGCAGGACCCACCGUCCGGCUACUGGCAAGUGGCUCGAUCACUGCAGCAGCAGCACCACCACCACCAGCAGUUGUUGCAGCCGCCCCCGCAGCCGAUGCUGAAGCGCGCCGGUGGUUCCGGGGCCAACAGUGGCAUGUGGUUCGGGCCGCGGCUCGGCAAACGUGCCGAUCCGACCCAACAGCUGAAGGGAGACCAGAUAUAAACGGCCACCGCCGCCGCCGCCGCCGAUGGUGCGACUGUGUUUCCCCGGCUGUUUGUGUGUGUUGUUCCCUCCCUUCGUUUCCUCGCGUGUCCGCGGAAGAUUGCAGUCGUCUAGACAGAGAUUGAGAGAGAGAGAGCUCAACCCGAAUCGGCGUGGGUUACUACCCGAAAGGAACGGAUCACCGUUAGCGUGUGCCAUCGAGGAAUGUGCUAGGCUGGAGGCAGCUGCAUGUCGGCGUCGAGUGGCGGACGGACGGCUCGUCCUUUGCGGCUCGCCGGCGGCCGGCGGCUGCUUAUUCCUCGGGCCGGGCGGCGACGAUCUCGUUUCUUUUGAUGCCCUGGCCAGCCCUAACCGGGGGAAUGAUCAGUUACUACCCCCUCACCGUGCACCAGUCGGACCCGAACUACGCAAAAUCUAACCACACACACACACACACACGCGCACAUACAGCUUGGAAACCAGGAGGUAGGCCAUGUAGGAGGCGCUGCCAAUGAUAAACUAUAGACACAGAUUUUUGGCACCUCUUGUGAACGUUGUUGUAAAUAAAAUUACUCAU